Messenger RNA from Microthlaspi erraticum, 936 nucleotides. The record is from the annotation of a GenBank genome assembly. Lineage: Eukaryota; Viridiplantae; Streptophyta; Magnoliopsida; Brassicales; Brassicaceae.
AUGGUAGCAAUACAGUUGUGGGCUCAUUUAACUGGAGUUCCUCUGGACUUGAGGCAUCAAAGAGGGUUGAGCUUCGUUGCAGGCCUCGUUGGCGAGCCUAAGGAAACUGACGAUUUCACAAAAAAUCUGGUGAGCCUUACUCUUUCGCAUGUAAAGGUAGAGGUUGACUUAACAAAGAAGCUCCCGGAUAUUGUCGAAUUUGAAAGAGACAGUGGAGAAGUGGUAGAGGUCCUAGUACAUUACCCGUGGCUUCCUCCUAAGUGCAGUCACUGUCACGAGCUGGGACACAUUGCAAAGAAUUGCUUGCUCCUCCCUGUACCUCCAAAACCAGUUACUAAUCAGCCUGAAAAAACCCAAACUAAAAAAGUCUAUCAAAAGAAAACUUCUCAGGCAGAUCCCUCAAAGUCCCCAGUCGACCCUGCGCUAUCUUCUCAACUGGAGGUUUCUACAAAGGAACCCCCCCCAUCUCAACUGGGGAAUUGUCCCAACCCUGAACCCAUCCCCCAAAAGCAUUCGUCCUCUUCUUCUGUUCCCUGUCCCCUCUCAAAAAAGCCUCCUCUACCCUUACUUCCCUCAUCCAUAAAACCACUACCAAAACCUUUCCCUCCUGUUAUCAUAGCUCUCCCGGCUACUAUAACCCCAUCCGGUGAACCCUUCCAGUAUAGCCCUCCUCCUAUCCCAAAGCUCUCUGGUCUAAAAAGAUCACGCUCUCACCCAAACCUCCUAAACCAUAGAGACCCGUCACCCCUUACAGCCCUUCCCUCUUUUGAAGCCAAAAACCCUUCUCUCCCUUCCACUCCACAAAAACUACCCUCUUUUGAACCUAAAAAUCCUCCAAUUCCUCCCCUUACCCUAAAAAAUGCCUUUGCUCCCCUAACUACCUCUGUUCUAUCCGUAGAUCCUCCUAAACUAGGAGAAUCUAAACCUUCCUCCUAA